GAUAAGACACCAAAACACAAGAGGACAGAAGACGUGAAAAAAAACAACAACUGACAGCUAAACUUUUAUCUACGCUAUCGCAGAAAAAUUGUCAAUGCCAAUGGAGAAAUGACGGAGGUGUGGCAGUAAGUGUGGUGAAUGUGUAAGUGUCUGCAGCUGCUACAAAAGAUGUGGAAAUGUGUUGGGGGAGCUGAGAAUGAUGGUGACUCGGGAUACUGAUGACGCAAUGGACUGCUUUUCUGGAGAAGGCUGGACCUGAUGACCUCUAAUCUUCAUCUUCAACUACAAAUUUGACCCUCUUUUCGUCUCAUAAAGGAACCCUGGACUCCAAGAUUCUUCGCCUUCCAAUGACAACAAACAGUCAACCACUGUCUCAAUUCCUGGAAAUCGAAAACCUCUCUUGGUUACACUAAUAAUCUUGUCAACAAAUAAAGACCAUUUCUACCCAAUUUUUACCUUGUAAACCUUGUUUACAGAACUACGUUUAAAAUUGGAAGUCAAGUUUGGUAAACAAAUUGUUUACUGUCAGCAUCAAAAUGCGAUUGGCGACCGGAAGUGUAGGUCGCAGUGAGAAUUCGCGAGGACACGGGGGAGUUAAAAGUGCCCCCAGUUUAGUUUUGCCCAUUCAGUUUUUCCCCCUUUGUCAUCUUUUCAGUGUGACCUCAAAGUUACCUGUGGUGUCGUACAUAACACUGCUGUUUCUGCUUCUCCAAUCAGGAAAAGUUUUCUGCAAAAUCAGUAUAAAAGUUCAUAAAUUUGCUGCAGUUCUGGAAGAGCCGAUGAAUAUUUCGACAAACUCGGCAGUGAUCUGCUGGCAGAAACCAGUUGCUGACUCGCAAGUUAAACUGUACACUCUCAAAGUUGAAAUCGAUUCGGGAGACAUCAGUUCGUCGGGUGGGAACACCGUGUUUUCGGCGGAUGUUCCCGCGGGUAAAAACGAAGACCGGUUUUGCCAGUCCGUGGAUAACUUGGAAGAAGACACGAAGUAUGUGUACACAGUUAUUGCAGUGCAUAUUAAUGGACUAGCAAUACAAAACGUAGACAGAGGCGCCUUCAAAACCAAAGCAAACUCCUGCAGCACUCAAGUGUGUAGUGGGGGGUCAUGUACUAACAUCAACGAGUACCCCUACUUCAACUGUAUGUGCUACUUGGGCUACUAUGGACCAGCGUGUGAACAAUACAACCCAUGUGUCAACAUGCCCUGCAACCCAUACGAGUGUAUCAACAUCACCACUAACCAGUUCGAGUGUGUCUGCCCUAAUGGGGACAAGUACACAGAUAGUUCCGACUGCGACGAGCGACAGAGGGAUCCGUGCAAGGAGGAACCGUGCAUGAAUGACGGAGUGUGCACUAAUUUAGGCGAAGGUGAGUUCGAGUGUGCAUGUGGAGAUGGAUACAAGGGCAAAGUGUGUGAACAGAUGGAAAAGUGUCAGUAUGUGUCUUGUGAGAAUGGGGGAAAGUGUCGCGAGGACUCCUCGGCUCAGCUCGGAUUCAAAUGCGAAUGUCCCCCGGGAACUGCAGGAAUGUUCUGUGAAGUUGCGGGUCCUUGCGAGUUGGUCACGUGCCUAAAUGAGGGCACUUGUGAGGUAGACAUGAACUCAGGUGACCCCAAGUGUAAAUGUGCAGAGGGGUUCAUAGGGGAGAAUUGUGAAUUGACCGACUGGUGUCACAAGAGUAGGAAUCCUUGUAAGGAGAACUCGACUUGUAUCUCGGACGAGGGGUCCGAUUUGGCUGUGUGUAGGUGUCACGAGGGAUACUACGGGAUCCACUGUCAAUUCUACGACUAUUGUGCCAAAGACAACAUGUGUAACAACCACGGUGAGUGUAAACUAGACACAAACAACGCCAAAAGCGAAGAGCCGUUCACGUGUCUGUGCGAUGAAGGUUGGAGUGGAAACAACUGCGAAGAUCUCAAUGCGUGUAUUGCCCAGAACCCAUGUCAAAAUGGAGCCCAAUGUACCUACUUAGGCCACAAAAACUACUCCUGUUCUUGCGUCGAAAACUCCGGAUUUUGGGGCCCUAAUUGCCAGUUUUAUAACCAGUGUCAUAAAAGUCCUUGCCAAAAUGGUGGCGCGUGUCGUAAUAUUACGAGUGAUAACAAUUCGGAAAACGACUAUUUGUGUCUUUGCGACGCGAAUUUUGAGGGCAAAAACUGUGAGAUUCUAAACCCUUGCAAGAAGGAAAACUAUUGCGGGCAAGGUUCUUGCACCUUCAAAGGGCACGAAAGAGCAACGUGCGAUUGUCAGCUCGGUUAUUACGGCGAAAGGUGUGAACAUUACGAUGUGUGCAAAGUUCGGAAUCCUUGUCAGAAUGGCGGGUUUUGCGAAGCGACAGCAGACAACGGGUAUCAAUGUCGAUGCGUUAACGGGUAUUCAGGUCCCGAUUGUGACAAGUUCGACCCUUGUGCAUCAAAACCGUGCCUGAACGAUGGUCUAUGUGUUCCACGGGACGACCGACUGGGAAUUUACGAGUGUAAAUGUAAAGACGACUAUGCUUCGGGGUACAGGUGUGAAUACAUCGACCCGUGCCGAGACCCGAAAACAUGUCCGAACCUGUUUUCGUGUCUCAACACGACAACCGGUCACGCGGUCUGUCGCCCGAACGACCAGUCGAGCAUUCCGAUGGGGGUUGCGUGCAACGGGGACGCAGAUUGCUUCAAUGGAGGACGGUGUAAUAAACAAGGAGUGUGCCAGUGCUUCCCGCCCUAUGAAGGAAACAGGUGUGAAAAUAUCAACCCGUGCAAUGAACCUGAAAUUUGUUCUCGUCGUGGCGAUUGCAGAAGAAUAUCACAAGCAAAUGCAAAGUGCUAUUGUGAGGACGGGUUCUUCGGUCCCAGAUGUCAAUACGAGGACAAGUGUCUCUCUAAGACCUGUCUCAACGGAGGAAACUGCGUACUCCUCACCCCCACCACUGAUACCCAACAGGGGGGACAACUGCUGGAGGGUGGGGGAGGGGGAGGGGGACGGGGAGAGAGGAUUCCGAAGUGUCAUUGCAGGGACGGAUACAGUGGCGACGACUGCGGCACAUCUAACAAAGAGUGCAAACUUAACCUAUGUGAGAAUGGGGGCAAGUGUCUCACUUUGGGCUUCGUGUCCCCCCAACACCAUGAGGGGUUUGUCUGUGAGUGUCCCAAGGAGUUCUACGGAUCCAAGUGCCAACAUCUCAGAACCUGUGCUGCAACCCCUCCUCUCGACAUGAAAUCAAUCGGGGCACUCCGAUGGCCCCAGACACCUGCAGGCAACACAUCCAGAAUAGUCUGUCCAUAUGGAUCCAGACGUCCAGGGGGAGCAGAGGCCAUCGAGACCGGAUUUGCUUCUCGAGUCUGUAUGAUUAGAGAGUCCCCCCACAGGCAUAUUGAAGUGACAUGGGGGGAAGUGAACGCGAAGUACUGCCAAAAUGAGCCGAAAACUCUGAGAGAUGCAAACAGCAUAAUUGACGACAUGGUGAAAACAGUGACUGAAACAAUCCCAGAAGAAAUUUCCACUGACUUAAUUCGAUACACAGCCCAAGUAUUGCAUAAUCUCUUAGCUGCAUUUACUCUCACGGACAGAAAGAGUGCACAGAAACAUGUGCAGUUAGUGAACAGUCUGAUGGCUGCAGAACCCGAAGUGAUUUUUGAGGCGGAAGCGAACUACUCGACUAGCCGAACAAUUGUGUCCGACUUGGAAGACUUGGCGCGUCGUUUCGUCAUGGCCACCGAAGAAAGAGCCCAUCAAGUGUACUCAAUAGUCAACAAUAAUUCCCCCUCUCAAACCUCUUCCUCCUUCUCGCCCUCUAGCGGUAGCUCUGAAGUAGUAGGAGGAGGGAGUAGUACUGAAUUGGCCAAUCACAGACGAGUGUUGAUUCUGGAGGGGGAGUUGGUGUGUAUUGUGAUCAUCACUCAAGACGCUCUUUUAGCCCAACAGGAGGGGAUGAGUUACACGUUUAAAGAUGGACUAAUCUCAGUGCGUGUUCCCGCUGAAGUUUUCAAGUCACGCUCCGGCAGUUCACCCUCCAGCCAAUUUCAGCCCUACUCCCAGAAACAAUCCAGCGGAAAAAGCCAGAUUUCAAAGCGAGAAGCUUUUUGGAGCCCUCCAUUGCCAUCGCCAUUAUCAUCAUCAUCAGGGCUACCAAAAUUACACACCCGUGAAACCCGGCAACUCAAUUCCUUCCAAAAUCCUAAUUUAUCCAGUACAAUUUUCUCGAAGACAGAAGCGACCGAUGAUAACUUCAAUCAAGUUAUAACUCAAUACCAGCAGUUUAUUAUUAGUGAAGAUAAAACUGGAAAUAAAAAGACUACCCCGGAUAUUACGAAAGAUGGCAAUACAAACAGCGAGGAUAUUGCAGACAAAAAAUCCUACCAAAAUUCCGUCAAAAAUAGCCACGAAAUUGUUCGUCGACAAGUUAAAUUAUCGCCACCAAAACAACAAAGAACUCACAGGUUGCAAAUUAUAAUCUACAAAAGGGACUAUUUUUUCAACCCCGCGGGAGCGACUAUUGUGCCUGGGUCUUCGAAUUCUCUGGAUGGGUUAUUUUUCCCAGAGUCUGGACGAGUUGUUUCUGUGAAUUUAGACGGAAAAUCGACUGUGCGGGAUUUGAAAUCGAAGAACUCGGUUGAAAUCACUUUUCCAAACACCGCUGAUCAGAAAGCGGAGCCUCUGUGCGUAUUUUGGAAGGAAGACGCUCGCUAUUGGUCUCAAACGGGACUGGUGACAAGAGCGUACGGUAGAAACGGAACCACUUGCCAAUCAUCACAUUUGACCACAUUCACUUUAUUCAUGCGUGUGAUGAGUGGGUCGGGGCUGGAGGGAGAAGUUGCCCCCUCCAUCCUGCCCUUCGUGGGCACUGGACUGGCCAUCAUUGCAUACACCCUCACCAUCAUCACCUACUGCCUAUUCGGGUCUCUGCGUCGUGAGGCCAGUGGCAAUGUGGUACUCAGUCUGGCAGCUGCACUACUCCUCCUCAACAUAUCAUUCCUGGCAGCCGCCGUGCGCACCCGAUUCCAAGACCAGCACCUGUGCAAUGCAGUGGGCGUGGCUCUUCACUUCUUCCUGCUGGCAUCUGUCAUGUGGCAUGUAGUCGACGCCCUCUUCUCAUACAACAAUGUCUCCCGUCCUCUAGUCCUCUCCUCUCCAUCCCCUUCUCCCCACGGGGGUGGGGGUGGUGUGAAUGGGAACGUGGUGAUGGGAGGCUCAUCUGCAGGUGGGGGCAUGGUCAUGGUCCCCUCCAGCCAGAUGAGUGUCAUGGCUGCCGCCGCUGGAGUCCACGAUGCGAACCAAGUGUCCACUUCGCUAUUCAUCAAAUGUGCACUGUUCGCUUGGGGUAUGCCACUAAUCAUCACGACGCCAACCAUUAUAAUCAAACAAGGAAACUACGACAUACGAGAUAUUUACUGUCGUUUGACCCCUGACCUUGAGACGACCUACUACGGCGCCCUAGUUCUACCAUGUUCCGUCAUAAUACUAGUCGGCAUCGGCUUCCAUCUGAUUGCUUUGAAGUUGGUCCAGUCGCAGUCCAAGCAACAAUCCAACCAAUUCCAGGUGCAACAAGUCAACUACCCCUCCCACGAACGGGCUUUCCUGGAAUCGAACCGACUCAACCUCGUCACGAUGACAUUUGUUCUUAUUUCCUUUUCAGUCACGUGGAUUUAUUCCCAGUUUUUCUUCCGAACUAGUUUGCCAACUUUCGAGUUCGUAUUUUGCUGCGGAAAUGUUUUCCAAUCUUGGUGUUUUUUCACAAGUCGGUGUAUGUUGCUACGCGAAGCACGGGACGCUUGGAAAAUGUUCUUCAGUGCUGGUGAAAUGAAACCCCACAUUGUAGCCGACGGUCGACAUCUAAAAUGCAACGCCUAUGACGAUUCAGUUUCUCACGCAUUAUUGUCCAAUCACAAUAAAGCAAUUACGCCUGAAAAAUUCCAAAUGACAGCUGCCAAUCAUAAUCAUUCACACUUGAACGGAGGCAGACAUAGCAUGGAGAGUCCCUAUCGCCAUUUUGACUCAAACGGGCAUUCAGGCCAUGCGAUUCCCGAGUCGAUAGGGUACGACUCGAAAGACAUGGCGAUCAUACAUCGAAACAGCCCGCUCGGAUCCCAAGGUUCGCAAGGCGCCAUCAUUUUUGGCGAGACAAUGGAGAUCAAAAAAGCGGCCGCUCAAGUUUUCGCCGCCCAAGGAAGCAGUAGCAAAUCGGUCACUGACGAAAGUGUUCGAGGGGAUGACGACGAGUUUACCCGGACGCCUGGUAUGUUGCCACAUCCAGACCAGUACUGGCACAUGCAAACAGCCGAGCGAAUUUCGCCGCCCACUUCGAAUUAUAUUCCAAGUCCGCCAUUAAGUGAUCCGCACAGGGAGUCAUACGUGUAGAGUUUCCUGUUUUCUAUUAAAGUUUUCACAUCCGGAAGUCAAGAUAAUGAACAAACACAGUUUGCCCAUUCCCAAAAAAAUGAGAUUCUAUCUUGAAUUUUUAUAUUUGUACUUCAAUUUUUUAGAAUUAAACUUCAGAAGGUGCUAUAAUGUUGACAAUUAACAUUUUUAAAUUGUGUAUUCGUUGCAAUGAAAUUUUAAUUUAUUAUACUUAUUUGGA
Symsagittifera roscoffensis is the source of this 6558-nucleotide messenger RNA. RefSeq lists its product as uncharacterized. Gene Ontology annotation, molecular function: protein binding; calcium ion binding; G protein-coupled receptor activity. Bases 537 to 6338 code for a protein of 1933 amino acids. Gene Ontology annotation, cellular component: membrane. The transcript is spliced from 24 exons. Gene Ontology annotation, biological process: G protein-coupled receptor signaling pathway; cell surface receptor signaling pathway. Lineage: Eukaryota; Metazoa; Xenacoelomorpha; Acoela; Convolutidae. The record is from RefSeq and is a predicted model, not a curated record.